CGCAGCUCCGAGUGGCGACCAUGAGCGGCGGGCCGGCGGGGGGGGCAGCCUGGGCCGCGCUGGAGCCGGCGGAGCUGCUGCUUGCCGCGCGGGCCGGGCCGGGCGUGGGCGCGGGCGAGGUGGGCGCGGGCGCGGCGGCGCUGCUGGGCCAGGCGGCAGCGCUGCUGGACCAGGCCGGGGCGCCGGGAGGGUGGCCGGCGGCGGCGCGGGAGACCUGCCUGCGGGCGGCCGAGCAGCUAGGCGACUGGGCCUGGGAGCGGCUGCAGGAGGGCCCGUGGCACCGCGUGGGCCCGGCCUGGCGCCGACUGUUCGCCCACGCUUGCCUGCUGCGCGCGCUCUGCCUCUGCCGCGCGCGGGGGCCCUGCGCCGAGGCCCUGCGCGCCUGCGACCUGGGGCUGCUGCUGGGCGUGCCCGGCCCCGAGCUGGCCCGCCUGGCCGCGCUGCUGCAGCAGCGCCUGCUGCCCGCCCCUCAGGGCCCACCCCGCAAGAAGCCGCGCACGGAGCAGCCACCGGCCCCUGCUGAGGCGGCGGGCCUCUCCCUGGCCCGGCUGCAGUGCCCGUCCCUGCAGCGCUUCCGCGAGGGCUUCCUCCUGCCCGGGGCCCCGCUGGUGCUGGAGGGCGUGGUGGACCACUGGCCCUGCCUGCACAAGUGGAGCGUGGAUUACAUCCAGCAGUUGGCAGGCAACCGCACCGUCCCUGUGGAGCUGGGUGCUCGCUACACUGACCAAGAUUGGUCCCAAGAUCUCAUGACAGUCGGGGAAUUCAUCAACCAGUACAUCAAGGAGGAGAAUCCCAGUGGAUACCUUGCUCAGCACCAGCUUUUCGAGCAGAUCCCAGAGCUGAAGCAAGACAUUGGCAUCCCAGACUAUUGUUGCCUGGGCAAAGAUGAUGAAGAGAAGAUCACCAUCAAUGCCUGGUUUGGUCCAGCAGGGACCAUCUCACCUCUUCACCAGGAUCCACAACAAAAUUUCUUGGUCCAGGUGAUGGGGCGCAAAUACAUUCGCCUGUAUUCUCCUGAUCAGUCUGAAAAACUGUAUCCGCAUGAAGGCCACCUUCUGCACAAUACCAGCCAGGUCGAUGUGGAAGACCCCAACUUAAUAAAAUUUCCUAAGUUCCAAGCAGCUGCCUUUCAGGACUGUGUCUUGAGCCCUGGACAGGUUCUGUUUAUCCCAGCCAAUUACUGGCACUAUGUUCGAGCCCUGGACACCAGUUUCUCUGUUAGCUUCUGGUGGUCCUAGCUUAUGCUGAGAACAGAAGAGCCAUUCCAAGACAAAGAAUUGGCACAAGCCAGAGUGCCAUGGCUGAUCCAGGAAAAGCACACCUGUCCAAAGAGGCAGCAAGCAGAAUAAUCUCGCCUUCAGGGUCCUUCAACUUCCAAACGCGUUGGAAUGACAAACUUUGGGA
Messenger RNA from Candoia aspera, 1404 nucleotides. It is a transcript of the gene KDM8, whose product is annotated as lysine demethylase 8. Gene Ontology annotation, cellular component: nucleus. Gene Ontology annotation, molecular function: histone H3K36 demethylase activity. The record is from RefSeq and is a predicted model, not a curated record. Bases 21 to 1238 code for a protein of 405 amino acids. The transcript has 7 exons. NCBI's taxonomy places the organism in Eukaryota, Metazoa, Chordata, Lepidosauria, Squamata, Candoiidae.